Vitrella brassicaformis is the source of this 2240-nucleotide messenger RNA. The record is from the annotation of a GenBank genome assembly. Lineage: Eukaryota; Vitrellaceae.
GGGAGAUCUGACGCGCAUUGCACGUGGCUGAUCGGAUCUGCUCUCGAGUGUGGUGAUACCUGGGAGAGUGAUGAUGAUGCACGCCCUCUGACCCAUCCUCUGUCGCGGCAGAUGCCGGUGCGCAACACCUUGCCCAUGGGGCACGACGAACACCAGCACGAACAGCACGGUGGCUGUGUGUAUGCACGGUCUGCAGCCAGCGGUGGACAGCGAGGCGUACGAGAGCGGAGAAGGGACACCGCCGGUGAGUGAGUGAGCACUCACACAUGACCGCACACGCAUCCAUUGCGCACGUGCGCCGGGUCUGUGUGUGUGUUUGUCCACAUCAGUCGGACGCCAAUGCGUGUUGGUUGGUCGGCUUGCCCGAGGAUGUGGAGAGGCAACUUCUGGCCUCCCUCACGGCGGAGGACUGUGGCCAGUUCCGCGCCUCGUCCGAGGGUGUCGGCUGCCAGCUGGUCAACGAGGCCUACCUGACGCACCGCAUCGAUGCUGCCAUUCGCGAUAAGGGCCUCACUGGCGUGUUCACGUACCAGAAGCGCUGCUUGACGGUCCUGCUGCUCCUGCGGCAGUGGAUCACGUCCACUUUCAACGCGGUCUCCCUUCUCGUUCCAAUUGCCGUGGGCGGGAUCGUUCUCGUCGUCCUUUAUACGCCCAUCCUCCUCUGUACCCUCGUCCUGACCCGUGGGCUGGUCGUCGACCUUCUGGCGCCGCUGACUCCAUUUCCGUGGAUUCACUUGAUUCAGUGGCCUAUCGUAGUGAUAUAUAUGAUUCUCUCCCUUCUCUUCUGGGCGGCCCCGGUUUUUGGGAUCCUAUUUGCAAUUCGAUUGCUUGGGGAGGCGUCCUUUGUCGUGCGAGCGUAUCGGCAGUUUUGGGGUGGCGUGGGACGGCGUAUGUGACCUUCUGUGGUCCGUCGCUCGCUCUGUCGUGAGUAGGCUGCGUGUGGCGCUGUCAAACGGCAAGCUAUUCCUCGGCUCUGCAGCCACCUUUGGGACCUGGAUCGCCUGGCUUCGGUCCCCGAGCGGGAAGAGGUUUCUGCUUCAGCUGGGCGUGAUCCCGCCACUCAUCAUUGUCGCCACAAGAUGGGUAGUGCCCUGCAACUUAUCAUCGCUCGUCUGCCUAACCAUUGUAUGCCAUCUGCUCUGGAGUGAGCUGGUGCUGCGGCUGGUCGAAACCAGGGAGGGCUAUCUGUUGCGGCUGCUGUACGUGAUUGAGGAGGGCGGCCGCUGGGACCGGUGUGUGUCGCUUAUCCACUACAUCAGGAACUGCCGCCUCCUCCCCUCUCUGCCCAUGACCAUCACGGCACAAGAUCUGCAGCGAGCGGGCAGCCGGGCGGUCUUCGACACGCGGCCCCCGGCGGUGCGCCAGUACUCGCUAUUCAGUCACCGUAUCCGCGAAAGGUUUGCGGGUCUGAGCCGUGUCAACGGCCAGGACUAUCUGGGCUGCCCAGCAUACGGCGAUACGCUGUCGUACGUCACCAUCGAUUUGACUGAUCCCGACCCGCCGACCGAACGUGAGCAAACCAGCCAAGAGAGAUAGCACAGUGUGUGAAUCGUCUCAUGUCUGCUGUCUGUCUACAGGUCGUGCGUACGACUACUCUUCGUUCACAGACUUGAUAGUCUUUUUGAUCGACGCGCAUAUGAGGGACGAGUCGAGCACCGGGACUGAGCUUCGUCUGUGCCCCCACUUUACCCACCCAAGUGACCUCAUCAUUCCACCUCCCAAGCAGUACCAGCUCACCCGAGGUGUGAUGCUGCACACAAGGGGCCAGUGGAGCGGCUGCCGCAAAGCGGACGAGCGGCUGGUCGACAAACCUAUGGCGGCGAUCUUGAUUCUGUGUGGGGACAAGGCGGCUGAUGAGUUCCUUGUCCGCAUCAACUCGAGCAUGGAGAUCUGCACCACUGAGCCCCCCGUUGCUUGCAAGCGCCGCCCAGAUGAGCGGUACCCUCAGACAGCUGCGCUCAUCCGCCAGAAGGUGGUGGCCGCAUAGGGGCAUUCUGCCAUACAGACACGCACAGAGAGGGAGGGAGGGGGGCUGACUUCAGGUGGGAGGGUACGUAUAGUGCCACGAAGGGGUGCUGGUUUAAGUCUCUAUUUGUACGCACCGCACGCAGUGAUUGUGUGUUCCGGGGUGCGUUUGUUCAGACAGGCAGGGCAGGGGGUGUAUCAGUUAUCUGCAUGACGAUCUUGAUCCAUCUGAGUAGACAGGGAGGGGCUGUGUGAACUGUGGUGCCUAUGCCUUC